CUCACGUAGACGCACCUGCCAGGACGGAUUUGCGAGCUCGCUUCCAACGCACAACGAGAGAGAACAAAGUCACGUCAAUUUUUCCGCGACCCGCUAGCUCCUUUUACUCGGUUCGCUUGAAGCCAUGCAGACCGCAAUUCAAAUGCCUAGUGGUGGCUGCUUGAGCAGUGGGGCCCGGGCCCGGAGCAGCGCACGGGCCACUCAACAGAUUCUUUGCGCGCCACGUCGCGACGUCGUUGCGAAGGCGCGGCGCACCAAAACUGCCACGACAACCUAUACUCAGGGCGAACGCCCGGAUGCCGAUACCAAGGCCAAGCUCUUCAACGAGACAGUCGACCGCAUCACUCGCCGCUUUGGUGACGGGUCCAUCAUGCGUCUCAGCGACAGCGUCACGGCGAACAUUGAGACCUUCCCCAGCGGCUCACUCACGCUGGACGCGGCCCUGGGCGGCGGCUACCCCCGCGGCCGCAUUAUCGAGGUGUACGGUCCGGAGGCCAGCGGCAAGACCACGCUGGCCAUGCACGCCUGCGCCGAGAUCCAGCGCCUGGGCGGCACGGUCGCCUACAUAGACGUGGAGCACGCCUUCGACCGCACCUACGCCGAGCGCCUGGGCAUCAACCUGAACAACUUCUGGUACGCGCAGCCCAUGACGGGCGAGGAGGCGCUGGAGGUGAUGGACGAGCUGUGCCGCAGCAACGUGUGCGACCUGGUGGUCAUCGACUCGGUGGCGGCGCUGGUGCCGAGGGCCGAGCUGGAGGGAGACAUCGGCAGCGUGCAGAUCGGCAGCCAGGCCCGCCUGCUGAGCCAGGCCCUGCGCAAGCUGUCCGCCUCCGCCUCCAAAAGCAAGACCACCCUGUUCUUCAUCAACCAGCUGCGGAACAAGAUUGGCGUCAUGUUCGGCAACCCCGAGACCACCUCGGGCGGCAACGCGCUCAAGUACUACAGCAGCGUGCGCAUCGACAUCCGCAAGAAGGAGACACUCAGCGAGUCGGACCAGGCCUACGCCAACCGGGUCCGCGCCAAGGUGGUGAAGAACAAGGUGGCCUCGCCGCAUAAGGAGGCUCUGUUUGAGAUCUACUACGGCCGUGGCAUUGACUUCCUGGGCGGACUCAUCGACACCGCGGAGCGCCUCAAGGUGCUCACCCGCCGCGGUGCCUUCUACUACUACGGCGACCAGCGGCUGGGCCAGGGCCGGGAGAAGGUGUUGGCGGCGCUGCGCGAGGACGCGGAGCGCACAGCCGCCAUUGAGGCCGCGGUGCGGGACGUGCUGCGGGCCAACCCCGACGCGGCGCUGGUGGACACGGAGGAGGGCGACGACGACGACGGCCUGGGCACCGCCUCCACCGUGGCGCUGGACAUGGACGACGUGUAGGGGGAGGCAGGAGGGCUGGCAGGCAGGGAGGCAGUGCUGUUAUGGGGGGGGGGCUGUGGUAGUACACAGCUGGGCGGCAGUGGGGCAGCGGCCAGGGACGCCACCUGAGCUCGCAAGUGCUACCGCAGAUGUGCGUGUAUUGUGUUCGUGUGUUUGUGUCUCUCGCAGGGUUUGCUUGUUUUGGAAGGGGCAGUUGAGGGCGGGCUAUCGCCUUCUUGCAGGAGAGAUCGGGCAACGGUUGCGCGGCGGUUGUCCCGUAAUGUACAUGGCAUGUAUGAUGUGCAAAGUGUGUAUGCUGAUUUGGGGUUGUUCACGAGCAAGUGUGUUUUGUCACAUGACGCCUGGUGUCUCAGCGCAUGUGCAUUGCUCGCUUGUGUUGCACACAUCAACCUUGAUUGUUGAUAAGAGUGGGGUGCCGUAUGCACAACUGGCUUGCUCUGCACCGGGACUUGUAUUGCAGGGGUCGAAAUGACGUACCCGUGCCCGUGUGGCCCUUGUUGGCAGCGGCCGUGCCACAGAAACGCGACAAUGACCCGGUCAGCCACAGGGCCGGUCGGUGUGUGGUGGAGACAAGGCGGUGUGUACAGACGUGUACAGGUGGCUGGUGGCGUGCCCGCAUGCAGGGUGUCGGCGCGGGUGCCGGUGCGCGUGCUGCGCUGUGAAGCCCAGGGUACGUUUCGAAGUCCGGACGCGCUACAAGCCCUGCGGCUGUGGCGGCCACUGAAUGACUCGACCAG
Chlamydomonas reinhardtii is the source of this 2109-nucleotide messenger RNA. RefSeq lists its product as uncharacterized. Gene Ontology annotation, biological process: DNA repair. The transcript has 12 exons. NCBI's taxonomy places the organism in Eukaryota, Viridiplantae, Chlorophyta, Chlorophyceae, Chlamydomonadales, Chlamydomonadaceae. The coding region runs from base 125 to 1372 and encodes 415 amino acids. Gene Ontology annotation, molecular function: ATP binding; ATP hydrolysis activity; single-stranded DNA binding. The record is from RefSeq and is a predicted model, not a curated record.